GUAAAUAUGAUCCUGCAGGACAGGGUGUAGGAAGAGGUGUGGUCGGGGCUCCACAGGCAUGAUAUCAUCUAGCCCUAACCAGCCACGAUGUCACAGAAGCUGGGGUAUGAUAUCAGAACCUACACCACCUAUAAACCCUGUUUUUUGCAUAACUUUUCUAACCAUCAGCAACACACAACUCAAAUACACAUAACUCACAGCUCGCAACUUACAACUCUCAACUUACAUCUCACACCUUACAUCUCAUAACUUACAACUCGCAACUCACAACUUGAUCCAUCGCUAAUUGCAUUCUCACCAUGUCGAACAACCAAGACAACAACCACCUAGCAAACCUCCUCGGCGGCCUCAGCGACACCGCCGGAAAAACCGUUGGCGGCGUAACCGAUACCGCUGGCGGUCUUCUAGGUAAUCUGGGCAAGACCGUCGGCGAUGUAACUGCCGGUCUGGGAAACACCGUGUCUGGCGCCACCCAGGGCCUCGGGAAUACCGCGUCCGGUACGGGCAAGAGUCUGAGUGAGGGGUUGAGUGGUAGGGACAACCAAAGCGGUGGAAGCGGAGGGAAUGAGUCGGUUGGUGGGAAAGAGCAGACUGCGGAGAAUCCUUUGGGGUUGAAUAAAUAGGUUCAUACGGGAUUGUUCGUUAACGGGGAUGCUAGGUGAUGGGUUACUUUGUUGAAUGUAUGAUUUAAUGAAUUCUAAAUUGCAACUAUUCCCACCAUAUCCAUGAGCCUUUACAACAUGUAGACUUGAAGAUUCAAGUGAUUAAU
Molecule: messenger RNA, 769 nt
Organism: Talaromyces proteolyticus
Lineage: Eukaryota; Fungi; Ascomycota; Eurotiomycetes; Eurotiales; Trichocomaceae
Exons: 2
Coding region: 300-623 (107 amino acids)
Source: RefSeq, a predicted model, not a curated record